AGAAAAAAAAAAUGAUAAGGCUAACUAAAAGAAAACAACCUUUGAUCCGAUAAUUGAUGAAUUAGGAAAUCAGGAGAUUUACAUAAAAAUGAUAAAAUGGGGGGUUUUCAUGAGUUGAAGCUGAUCAAAGAUGGACAAUUUUUUUGUUUCGCCUGCUUUAUCUGCUACACUUGAAACCACUUACGAUACAAAUGUUCCUAAAAGAACACAGACGCCUGUUCUUGAAUCUUAUCCAAACACUUUAGCACAAUCUACCGCAUUACACGGUUCUGAUUCUAAUUUAUCUCUUCGUAAUGUUACCGGUCCUUUUCCCUCUUCGGAACCUCCGUCACCUAUCACACAACACCCAAAUGUUGCAGAUUAUUAUACCGCGCGCGAUCCUUUAGAUUUAGCUCCUAGGCGAAAAUCUGAGGAGGAAAUUAGACAAAACUCCAAGAAAGUUAGAAGUUUCUACAGAGAUCAAAAUAAAACUAUUGAUACUUAUUUAACACCAAUAGAUAGGGGAUCAACUUCCGAAGACACUUCGCGUAACUUGUUAAGACUUAAAAUUGCUGUCAAUGGAUCAAUGGCAGUUAAUAUAGUUUUAUUUGGGCUACAAUUAUAUGCUGCUAUUUCCUCAGGUUCUCUCUCAUUAUUUGCAACUAUGUCCGAUUCUUUUAUGGAUUUACUGUCAAAUAGUAUUUUGUUAUUUGCUGGUAGAGCAGCUAAGUUUAAAAAUAUAUUACAAUAUCCAACGGGGAAAUCACGAAUGGAAACCGCUGGAAUAAUUGUGUUCUCCUCGCUCAUGUCUACUGUUUCUAUUGAAUUAAUAGUUGAAGCUAUUAGAACACUCAUUGGAGGGGAACAUUCGUUAGAUAUUAAUCUGUUAGCUAUUAUUUGUGUUGGUAGUGCGUUAGGUGCAAAAUUUAUACUUUUCCUCUAUUGUUUUUCUCAACGUAAAUUUCCCAGUGCUCGAAUUCUAGCCAUGGACCAUCGAAAUGAUUUAUUUGUCAAUUCAAUUGGUUUAGCUAUGUCACUAUUAUCUAGACAUAUAAAAUGGUGGAUGGAUCCUGUUGGUGCCAUUGUUGUGGCAUUGUUAAUCCUUAGGAGUUGGACGAGCACCGCUUAUGAACAAAUUCAGUUAAUCGUUGGUAAAAGUGCAGAUUCUGGAUUUUUAAACCGUGUAACUUAUAUUGGUAAGAAACUUGAACUUUUUCGUAACGAAUUCAAUCGUUCUAACACCAGUAUGAUUUUUUUAAUUCCAACUAUAGCAUUGACACAUCAUCCGAAGGUUCUUCAAGUUGAUACUUGUAAAGCUUAUCAUGCUGGUAAUAAUCUUUUCGUGGAAGUUGAUAUUGUUAUGGAUCGUGAAACCCCGCUUUGGGAGAGUCAUGAUAUUGGUGAAAGUCUCCAAAUAAAAUUAGAGAAACUAGUAAAUGUUGAAAGAGCAUUCGUACAUGUAGAUUAUGAGACAAGUCAUAAGCCAGAACAUCAUAAAGAAGAAUAAAUCAAUGCAAGAGUAUUAUUUUAUGUAAUAUUAGUUCUACAGUUAUUAAUUUGUAAAAUUAUUUUUCAUACAUUGUCUGCGAUUAA
Molecule: messenger RNA, 1572 nt
Organism: Rhizophagus irregularis DAOM 181602=DAOM 197198
Lineage: Eukaryota; Fungi; Glomeromycota; Glomeromycetes; Glomerales; Glomeraceae
Source: RefSeq, a predicted model, not a curated record